AACAAAUAAAUAGGAAGAAACAGCAGAGACAACGGCCGCAACAACGCAGAGGCCGCGAGCGAAGGAGGGAGGCCUCCGCAGCCGUGUUCAGGGCUCAAAAAAAGAAAACGAAAACCAGCUCGACAACACCGCCGCAGCUUCAGCCCGCUCGCUGGCUCCCCCUUUUCUCGACGUCGAAGUCUCGGGCAUCGGGGACGGUUCCCAUGGAUCUACUAAGUUAUCGCUGAAGACUGUCGUCCCACAACGACGCGAAGCCGUCUCGCCGAGAAAUGUCGGCUAGGGCGACGCGACGACGCGAGGAGUCCAACAACAGCGUCACGACGGCGAAGCAGUGGACCUUCCACGCAGGCCAGCAGCUGGGUGGUGGGGGCGGCGCACAGUCACCCACCAGCCCCACGCUGCCGCCGCAGCAGCCUCCGCAGCAGUCCGUCUCCCCGCCUCCAUACUCAGUGUCCCCGCCGCCCGCCUACCUGCAGUGCCCUAGCCCACCACCGGGACCGCUGCGGUCUCCAGGUGGCUCCAGCAAUGGGUCUGCAUCGUCGUCGUCUGCGUGUGGCGGAGCGAUUGCUGGAGACUCUUUGAGCGUGCCUCUCAGGCUUGGACCUGGCCAGACCCGGGACCCCAACUGGCAGGCGUCGCGAGCCAGCGUGCGGGAGCGCAACGCGGCCAUGUUUCGCAACGAACUCAUGAGCGACGUGCGGUUUCUGGUCGGGCCAAAGGGGCCCCAGCAACAGGUGGUGCCGGCCCACCGGUACGUGCUCGCCACGGGGAGCUCAGUGUUCCACGCCAUGUUCUACGGCGGACUGGCUGCACCGCCUGGUCAGGACAUUGAAAUACCCGACGUAGAGCCGGCUGCCUUCCUCGUUCUCCUCCGGUACCUCUACUGCGAUGAUAUCACACUAGAGGCAGACACCGUGCUUGCCACGCUGUAUGCAGCCAAGAAAUAUCUGGUCCCCCAUCUGGCACGGGCCUGCGUUGCCUACUUGGAGACCAGCCUGACUGCUCGAAAUGCCUGCGUCCUGCUCAGCCAGAGCCGCCUUUUCGAAGAACCAGUGUUGGCACAACGCUGUUGGGAGAUCAUCGAUGCUCAGGCGGCCCUUGCCCUCUCCUCCGAUGGCUUUCCAGAUGUCGAUCGACCCACGCUGGAGGCCGUGCUCUCGCGGGAAUCUCUAAACACCCGCGAGGCAGUCAUCUUCGAUGCGGCCCUUGCUUGGGCUGGCGCCGAGUGCAGUCGGCGAGGCAUAGAACCGACCCCUGAAAACCGGCGCGAAUGCCUCGGGGAAGCGCUGUACCUCGUCCGCUUCCCAUCAAUGUCUCUUCAGGAGUUUGCUGAUGGUGCCGCACAGUCUGGUGUCCUGACCCUCCGCGAGACCGCCGACAUGUUCCUGCACUUCGCGGCGAGCCGCAAGCCCGUUGUGCCGUUCCCGAUUCAACCACGUCUAGGCCUGCCGGCGCGCGUCUGCCGCCGGUUCCAGUCGUGCGCCUAUCGCAGCAACCAAUGGCGCUACCGGGGUCGGUGCGACAGUGUCCAGUUCUGCGCGGACCAGCGCAUCUUCCUGGCCGGAUUUGGCCUGUACGGCUCGAGCAGCGGCGCGUGCGAAUACCGCUCGCGCAUCGAGCUCAAGCGGGGCGGCAAGGCGCUGGCGCAGUGCGACACCCGCUUCCACUCGGACGGGUCGAGCAGCACCUUCCGUGUGUACUUCGACCACCCCGUCCAGAUCGAGGCCGACACGUACUACACCGCCUCGGCCGUGCUCGAAGGCUCGGAGCUCAGCUACUUUGGCCAGGAGGGCAUGAGCGAGGUGUCGGUGGGCAGCGUCACGUUUCAGUUUCAGAGCUCGUCUGAUUCGACCAACGGCACAGGAGUCCAGGGCGGCCAGAUCCCAGAGCUCAUCUUCUAUGGGGCGGCCAAUUCACCGGAACACACCUCGUAGCUAUGGCGGUGGUGGUGUUCAUGGUGCGCGAGGUCAACGAGUGACUCCAUGCCUGUCUGUUUUUUUCCAUGUGUGACCUAAGCGACCAAUGUUUUUGUGCUAAACAAGACUGCCCCACUUUGUUGUAUCCCCACUGAGUGGACAUGGUUUGCGGAGGGCGUACUGCUGAGGAGGAAUGCAAGUGCCCACUUCCUUCCUUCAAAGCGGGCCGAAUCAGCAUGCCCGCAGAACUCAUCCUGCCAAACUCCAAGGUGCUCUCUGGACCAUUGCCCGACAGUGCAACGCCUUUGGCAGCACUCAGAUCAUCUCUCGACUAGAGUUGCACUGUGCUGCAAAACGAGUUUGAUUCAGGGCCCAAUUCUAUACAGAUUCCUUUGUACCUUUUCUUUUUUUCCUGUGUGAAUUUGUGUGUGUUAAAUGUUGUGUUUCACACUAAUGGGCAGCUAAUGACAGACCGAGCCAACAGGUGAGGAGAGGAAACAGACUUUUUCAUUAAGCACAUAAAUUUUUGGACACCAGUACACUUGUACUUGCAAGAUAGUCGAUGAUGCAAUAAUGACACAGAGGAGCAAUUUCGCUUUACUUCACAUAAAGAACCACCUCACAGAACAUUAGAGUGAGCACUUGUUGCCAUUAAAUUCAUCUGGCUGUGAAGCACAGCAGCCAAUGCUCCACUGUUCGUUCUAAUCCAAGACGUGUGGAGGAGCCGCGCCUCUUCCUAGCUGUACUGUUUUCAAUUGUACUUGUCCAAAAAUGUAAUAAUGCCCUAUGUGCAGUUCUCUCCUGCAACAGUGCAAGGUGUUGCAGAAGACUUCUGGCAUUAAGCCGCGCCAUCUUCGACUCUAAAGGUGGCCAUGACCGAGAAGUUUAAGCGUUCCUCCUCGUACUCGGUCUUAAAACAUCUCCGCACAGCGUUUCCUUCACGGAUGCAAUGUAAAAAAAGUGCAGUUGAUUUACAGCAUGUCAUGCCCUAUGGGCGGCUAUGCGGUGAAAGAAUUGUUACGAAUACUGUCUAGCUGAUGCCGUUCUCUCCCAUGCAGCCCGAUGUCGCCGAAGUUUCACCACUUUGCUCGGCAAAACCAGUAUGAGGCGGAAAACGAUAACUGCUCUGCCAUGAGGACGUCGGGCAGUAUUAGUUUUGCUUUUAUCCGGAUACAAAAAACUAUGCAUGAGCCAGUUUCCAAAUGCUCGCGAGGAAAGGGUGAAUGUGGCGGGAAGCUUUUUGGUCAAUGCCCGGGCUGUCCUAAAAGCUUCGUGCAAGCAAUCUGGCAACAGUGGCAUUGUUACGGAGUUUUUUUUAACCGCGCAAAUAUUUAUUCCACAUGCAAGUAGAGUGAAGCAAGUGAGAUUACUAGUACACCUAGCAGGUGUUGGCAUUAAAACUUCGAUGUGCUCUGAAAAAACGUUGCUCCGCUUACGACUUUUAUCCACCGAUUACAUUAAAAGCGCAGCGCUUUAUUUACAUAAACUAACACCCUUGCCCCACCCUCGGAAACGAUUAAAAUGCCCCAGCAACUAAGUAGGUCCUAGAACAGCGCUUGUAGCAACCCAAACAGUCAAAGUAUUCUGUAGAAACACCACACUUGUUACCGCGUCCAGACCGUUUCUAUGUCCACAACGCAAUACCUCGUGCGUUUCGCUUACCUGCGUUCCGUGCUCAAAACGAGCGCCGGCCGUUCUUCUCAACCUGGGCGCACCAUGUUAGUCUCGCGAGGGCCGCAAGACGUCGCAGCUAACCGUGCUUGCGACUCGCACACCGCCUUUUUGCUCACUGCCGCUUGUAUAACCAGUAGUUUUUCGGGUGAUCCGUAAUGAAAUUCGUAGCUAUUUUUCAUAACCUCUUGUAAGCAUACGUACCGAGUAGGCAAUAGCGCAGCUAGGACGCAGGCUUUCUAUGCUAAUGCAUUCAUUCUUUUGUGAUGUCAACUUAAUGAGCAUUGCAUUAAUUUUUCAAUUGUAACGAGUAGCAUGUAGUAGAUAAAGAAAGCCACUGGUAGCAGGAUACAAGGAAACUGAAAGUAAACUACAAAUGGUAACAUCUUUGAGCAUUUACUGGUAUCUUCGAUGGCUAACGAUUCCUUUGCAUUGUCCCAAUGACGCCGAACGAGACAGACUAGCAUAAAUCGAUCACUCCACACAACUGCAGGGGUAACCUUUAAAAAACGUUUUGGGCUCCUUUUUCUCGCGAUAGAGGUGUACAACAAAUACGUUUUUUGCUGUACGUCGUAUCAUAAAGAAAUCGUCUCAUCUCUUCUGGCCCCUCUUCAAAGCACAUCUUGCCCAAAUUUCUGGGGCAUUCCCCAAACACGGGCAUAACAGUCCUCGUAACUAGGUCCUCUAACAUAUCGCAGCAUGUGUUGGUGUGCAAGGUAAGCGGUAGCAGACUGACAUUUGAACCGUCGCCAUCCACUGGAAUGCAAUUGGAUUAUGCAGGAACGUUGUCACCACAUCUUUGUAAGAUAACGCUGGGACUGUCACUGCUUUGACUGUUAAAGGACGCUGGACUGCAUGAAACACAACAGGUGUGCAGUGAAAAAAGAGAGAGAGAAAGGUGGAAUUGCAUGGUGUCUUCAUGCACCUGACAUACUUAUAGAUGUGGGCACUGCAGAUGAUUCAUUCAAACAAGUAUUGUUAUCAUUGGUCUGUUUGGCACUGUUCUCACGCAAGAAAAAAAAAAAACUGCUUUAAACUGCAGAACACCAUUCACCAAACAUCUCUGGCUUGUGAACAGCAACAGUUUUGUACACAAGGUUCAAAACUUAAUUGGCAAACGGGCCACCGCAAGGUAACCAAACUUUGUUUCACUUCACAACACCUCUAGCACGCUUGAGAUAUUUACCUUCUAUGAUUGCUCCCUGAACUUUUUUUCAAAUUGAUUUUACUUUUCAAAGGGGCCCUGCUACACUUUUUGAACGUAGUCUGUAAACGCUGUCGAUAUAUUGUUAAGGCUCCUGUGAACACGCGAGUUGAACGUGAUUGCACUGCGUGCAGCUAAGAACUUCUCACUUUCAUCAGCAGUGGCUCCAACUACGCAUGCAGCAAGCAAAAACGACUAGCAUUCAGCGGUUUCACGAAAGAGCUAAUGCUCUUGUAGGUUGCGUGCUGCAUUGCUUAGAUGUCUCUGUGAGAGUGUCUGAAUGAAAAGUAACAGCCAGUACGGUCAAAAUGGAAAGAAUAAAAAGAAGCUCUAGGACUUGAUGCAAGAUAUGACCCACGCUCCCUUCUGAGGCUGCAGAAACAGUGCCUUUUCUUCACCUGAAUGUUACAUCAGCUAAAAAAGAAGGCACUCUUUUCAUGCAAUAAGUCCACCUUUUACUAGAUAGAUUCCAUGUCUCUCUGUGGCAGGGAUAAUCGUGUGGCCACGAAAGAUUGACAUCAAGCUCGAUGUCUGUCAACUUCGAAAGGUGCUGCAGGGCUCCUUUAAUGUGUGUGGAAACUUGCUCACGGAAAUGUCCACGAAGGUUGUGACCAUCCCUUUUACUAUGCGGUAAAAUGUGGCUUUCGUUGUGCCCAUACGCCGAAAUUUUUGUUUGCACGCGACGGGACGGGUGGCGAAACUGUUGUCCCAAACUCAUUCCCUCACAAAAAGAUGUUGCCUGGGACACCAAUACUGAAUGACAGCUCUCCAGUUCAUCUGUGGGCUGUCUAAGUCGAUGGAAGACUUAUUGUUGAGCGUGAAAAUGCAGUAUUUUUCAAUCGUUUAGUUUUAACAAAGUGAUGAGGUUUGCUCUUCGAUGUUCUAGUUAGUGCUGACAAGAUCAAGAGAGCCACAAAUUGGGCUAUCUGGCGGCUGUUUAUCACUUUUCGUGCUGAACACCAUGAAACGACGACGAAAAACAGAAACAUGUUGACAGUGGAUGGUGCACCUUGUCUGUUGGCAAUGUGUCCCGUCCCCCUUUUCCUACCUCAUUUUGUAGUACGUAGUGCAAGAAGUAACCGUGGCAAUAAAGAAAAGAAAAACCAAGAACAUGAUCCAAAUUCAAGAAGAAUGCUGGAAGGUCACCAUAGCACAGAACGUAAAUAAAGGCAAGGUUAAUUUAACAAGCAGGCCUGACGUGGUUUGACACGCCGCUUUACUUUUCUGGAGCUUAUUGGUGUUGCCUCCUGUGUCAGAAGUUCGUUCACUUGAUAACAGCCCAGCACUUCUGCUUGUAACGAAUACUUCUGACAUUUCGAUAUUUUUUUAUCUAAAGUACAAACUUUUGUGGGUGAUUUUUGCGACUGUGACAUCUGGUGGGAUGUGACUAAAGCACUAGCGCUACAAGCCUGCAAAAUUUUAUUCUUCCUACAGUUUUUUUUUUUUUUUCACGCAACAAAAACGCAUAAAAGAUAGUUCUUGAGAGCACUCGGACGUAGUUCCUUACAGAAGAAAAAUGCCUGAAGGAAUGCGUUGACUUUGACAUGACAGCGUCGUAAGACAAUUCCAUCUUUGCAAUAAAGCUACCAAAUGCUUUUUGAAGAAAACCUUACGAAAAUGCACGAACUACAGUUGUGAUUUGGGUAGUUUUUGCAUUUCUCACUGAUCGUUUUUUUUUUGUAUGUGUGAAAAAGAAGAACCCUGCAAACCCAAGUUCAGUGUGUGAAUUGAUGUAUAGAAAUGAGUGAAGGUUCUCGGUGGACACCAGUGGUUGUCCACGUGUUCCAACUAUGCACCGUUGACUGUUUUCCUCCCGAGUAAGACGCCCGUUGUAACGAAAAGGCCAAGACUGAACCGAGCCGUUCCAACCGAAUGCAAUAAUAAACAGCCCACAAA
Molecule: messenger RNA, 6687 nt
Organism: Rhipicephalus microplus (southern cattle tick)
Lineage: Eukaryota; Metazoa; Arthropoda; Arachnida; Ixodida; Ixodidae
Gene: lute
Product: BTB/POZ domain containing protein 3 lute
Biological process (GO): neurogenesis
Cellular component (GO): cytosol
Molecular function (GO): protein binding
Source: RefSeq, a predicted model, not a curated record